Molecule: messenger RNA, 1022 nt
Organism: Misgurnus anguillicaudatus (oriental weatherfish)
Lineage: Eukaryota; Metazoa; Chordata; Actinopteri; Cypriniformes; Cobitidae
Gene: micos10
Product: mitochondrial contact site and cristae organizing system subunit 10
Cellular component (GO): mitochondrial inner membrane; MICOS complex; mitochondrion
Source: RefSeq, a predicted model, not a curated record
AUCCACUGCCAGUGAAGUACUGUAUGACAGCCGCACACUACUACAGCCUUCAAAGCAAAGUCAUUUAGUCCACUGCUACUGUCAUCGGCUUAAAACAUGUCUGAGAAAGAGAUCGGCCAAAAAUGGGACCGCUGCCUCGCAGACUGCGCUGUUAAACUCGGCACUGGUCUGGGAAUAGGAAUCGUGUUUUCGGUUGUGUUCUUUAAGCGCCGGACUUUUCCUAUUAUAUUCGGCACAGGACUUGGUCUUGGCAUGGCAUAUUCCAACUGUCAGAAUGACUUCAGAUCUCAUUAUAUGCUGCACAGUAGCAUUGCUAAGGAGCAGUAGCAAUGCAUUAAAAUAUGGAUUCUCUCAUCAGCUUUGCUUUAAUUAUCAGACCGGCUGCUUUCUACAUUAUAUCCAUGUUCUUGUACUGUUAUUUAAUAAAACGAUAAAGGAUAUUAAGUUAAACAUUUGCUAAUGAUUAUUUGAAUGAUUUAUCAUACAGUUAUUUUCAAGCAAUGGCUCCCGUUUUUAUUGUGCAAACCACAGACCUGUGUUCAUUAUACGCUCAAUGACAGCAGCCCACGCUGUCAUCUGGCUUUUGAUCCAAGCAUUGAUGAUUUUCAGAAACCAUGCCAAACUACUAGUGCACUUGUUUAUUUGUUUGUUUGUUUAUUUUCAAACCAAAAAGUCUGCACAAAUCUGCAAUGUUGGCAUGGUGACCAUUUUCCCCUACUGAAGUAAAAGCAUGUUUGAUUUAAUUUGACUCUUGAUGUUUUUGACCAUAAUUGCACUUGUUUUGUACUGUUGCUUACAAAGGUAAAAUUUAUCGAAACCAUGCAUUCGUGACUUGAUACGGGAAUAAAAAUGCUCUUUUAGAAAAGGUUACAGACAUGGUGGCUUUAAUGCAGAUAAGCUGCAUAUAUAAAUGUAUCGUCAUAUGCUUCUAUAUAAAGAUUUACACAAUUUCAUAACUCUUUGGAGUACAUGAUAUCUGCUUUUCUUUUGUCUUGGAAUAAAGCAAAACCUUUCAAUCUCAA